This is a messenger RNA of Hyposmocoma kahamanoa, 3392 nucleotides long. RefSeq names its product transport and Golgi organization protein 1 (gene Tango1). Gene Ontology annotation, cellular component: endoplasmic reticulum exit site; endoplasmic reticulum membrane. The record is from RefSeq and is a predicted model, not a curated record. Lineage: Eukaryota; Metazoa; Arthropoda; Insecta; Lepidoptera; Cosmopterigidae. Bases 81 to 3392 code for a protein of 1103 amino acids. The transcript is spliced from 10 exons. Gene Ontology annotation, biological process: endoplasmic reticulum to Golgi vesicle-mediated transport; vesicle cargo loading; protein secretion.
ACCGAGCGAUUUGACAGAUGAUGUGGCUUAUCUUGAGAAUUUUAUAUGAAUAUUAUUAGUAGAUUUGCUAUAAUGCGAAAAUGUUUGUGUUGAAACUUACAAUAUUUAUGUUAUUUAUCUCGGUGCACCACUGUAGACUGCCUGAUAAAGUAUAUUGUGUUAAUCCGCAAUGUAAUGAGCCGAUAUCAAAAGCGAAAACCUUGCUGAGUUAUAACAGCGGCGAUAAAGACCUAAUGUCAUUUCGCGGGAAUGCUGAAGCUAUCAUUUUAAUGAAGUCAGCUGGUACUAAUCCUGACUUGUGGUAUGCAACCAUUGACGGUAAAUCUGGUUUUGUGAGCAACAGAUUUUUGAGGGAAAGUAGAGUAUUUGUUAAGGAACCUGAACAUAUUUUACCUACUGAAGUUAGAGAAAAACGAUCUGAGGAAGUUCUACCUGACAGAGUACAGCAAGUCCAUGAAGUAGUCGAAGGAACCACAAUUUACUCAGGUGAAGCAACCAGUGACAAUAGCCAAUAUGACAGCACUACUCACCCACCAGAGCUUUCACAUGACCAAUCUACUCCACCAAUCUUAAAUGCAGAUUAUGCUGAUGCUCUUUUUGAUAAAGGUCCUGAAAACACAAAUGCAAUGGAUGAGAAUUCUAGUCAACAAGUUAUAGAGUCAUCAUCAUUCCCUACUGAUUAUGAUUAUGCACAGCCAACUACUCCACCACCUUUACAUCAGCCAAUGACUGAAUCACCUAUACAUGGAACACUACAACAAAAUUCUGCCGAUUAUGAUGAUGCAUUAGGGCCAGAUCGACCAACUCAAAACAUUCCUGAAACCAUAGUUACUCAUGAACAAUUGAAUCCUCAUAGAAAUGUUGAUCAAAAUGUUCCAACCAUUGAACCCCUUCCAACUCCACAAUCCAUUGCUAGUGGAGAAGCCUCACUAGCUGCUCAAGUGCCUGAAAAUAUAGAUUUACUGCCACAAACCUUGGUACCAAAUUCUGUAGAAAAUAGAGAUUAUAGUGUAGAAAACAAUGUUUCCAAGGAAGCUCUAAAUAUUGUUGAACAACAAUAUUCAGAAUACAAGGACAGUUAUGAUAAGCAACAACCGACGCAAGAAAAAGAGCCCGACUAUGGAGAUGCUUUGUCUGAUGACUAUUUGCAAAAUUAUCGUAGAGUGGCUGAGAAUGGUCAAGUGCAAGAACCUACUAUUCAAACCAUCCCUGCAUUACAGCCAGAAGAUGCAAAUUCAGCAAGUGCUGAUGUUAAAGAACCUCCAGCUGUUGUUGAAACUACAAACCAAGCCACUAAUGACGAAACCACACCUGUAAUUGCAACGGAAAUUUCUAGCCAAGAACAAUAUCAAGAUAUUAUUCCUACUUUAGUACCACCAACACCUGUAGAUUCUUUGGAGAAUGUUGGAGGGGCUUAUGUAACACCUGCCCCAGAGAUAUUUUCUCCUGCAAGUAUACAAGAAAGCCAAGAACAGAAUUCUGAUUAUUCACAAACAAGUGAAAAUUCAGAUGUUAUAGCAGACACUAUCCCGGCUGUUGAUGUGCUUGAAGAUUAUACUGUUGUUUCAACUUUAACUCCUAAUGAGAAUACUGAAAGUGUCUCAGAAACACCAUCUACAGACACAACUGAGGAGUCUAUUACAACCAGUUAUGACCAAAUACUAGACUAUGACAGUGCCAAAACAGAAGCAACAUUUGAUGAAUACAGAAGAAAUGCAGACGAUGGAAUAAAUGAUGCUACUUACAUAAGAGAAGAUGAUGAAGAUCAUAGUUUAUUCUCAAAUGUCUUCACUACACUAUCCAGCUUAUGGUCAACUGAUGCACCUCCAAGUAAAGAAGAUGGCGCAGCUGAUGUUGAUCAACCAGAAAAUAAAGUUGAUGUUCUAUCUUGGUACUCAUUUGUCUCUUAUCUUACAAACGCUUUUAACUCUCAAGAAGAGACUAAAGCCCUGUUUGCUUCUUCUGGGAAUACUUGUUACAAAGAUGACUAUUGCGAUGGCAACUCUACAGACCAUAACAACCGUCUUCUCACAUUCCUUCUUACAACUGCAAGCUCAGUAUUGCUAUUCUGUUUGGGAUACUACUAUCUGGACAACAGACGGCAGGACAGCAAAUUUAUAGCCAAUAUCAAUUCAUUGCAGAGAGAUUUGUUGUUUGCUACAAAGGAGUGUGAGAUCCUUAAAGAGGAACUUACUGCUACUAAAACAAAAUUAGCGGGUAUUGAAGACAGUUCUUUCGGUAUGGACGACAUGGUCCAAUCGUUGAAGGAAGAAAUUAAUGAACUGAAAGCUCAAAAUGAAAGACUGAGGACGUCAUUAGAUGAUAAUGAGAAACUGCUAAGAGUGUCUGAGAAUACAGCAAGUGAACUACAGGCGGAAUUGGGUGAAGUAGAAAAUACUCUUAGUGAGCUCUUUGCUGAAAGAACAAACUCUGAAGAGCAAAUUGCAGAAUUGAAUGGUAAAAUCCAAGCAUUUGAAGCAGAAUUGAUAACAGUGAGUAGAGAUAGAGACAGUUUCCAGCUGAAAUAUGUAUCAGCAGAGGCUGCUUUAGAAGAAUCUAAAAAACAAAAGGAGAAAUUAGAUGAACUUAAUGAGAAAAUAAAGGAAGCAUGUAAUAAUAAUGAGUUGAAGAAACACGAAAUUAUUGCACUAAAGGAUACAAUAAAAGAGUUGAAGAAUGGAUUGUCAGGAAACGUCGAUGUAGGGUCGUUGAUCGAUCAUACGGAAAUCAAAGCUAAGUUGGCAAAGGCUUUGGAAGAAAAGAAAUCUUUCGAGAACAAAUAUGAGGUAGAACAUAAAGAAAGAAGUCGCCUAACGGAAGAGCUUCGUAUUGCUCAAGAAUCCUUGCGCACUACUAGUCAGCAUGCCUCUGAGGCCCUCACCAGACUCGAAGUCCUCGGCAAGUACUUCCAGGAGAGAGAAGGAGAACUUAUGAAAGAGCUAAGCACCAAAGAGUCUCUAUAUCUGAGCAAACAAGGAGAAUCGGCCAGCACUGUUGAAAAAAUGGAGUUGCUACAGCAAGAAAUACAGAGAUACAAAGAGAAAUGCGACGCUUUAACAUUAGAACUAGCAGAACAAGAAUCUACGCGUCGCACGGCGAUCGGUGAAGUAGAGGCGCGUGCGCACGCCGCGUGGCUAGAAGCACGUGCAGCGAAAAGAGAUGCUGACGCUGCUAGAGAAGAUGCUGCAGCGUUAAGGCGCAAGCUCGCCUCGCUUACUGUUGCCGAUGGGGCUGCCUCGCCACAUAGACCAGUAGUAUCACCUUUAGAUAGCGCGGACGGUGUAAUACCGCCGCCGCUGCCGCCUCUCGCAUUCCUACCGCCACCGCUGCUGCCACCACUGCCGCGCCCGCCGCCGCUUGGCCGCUUGCCUUCGCCACAUCCACCGCGGUGA